AUGUCGCCCAGUUCUCAGGCAGUUGUUGGAAGAGAAGAAGUGGGAUCUCGUGCUCAGCUUGGAACUUAUGAUGGCAGCUGGCAACGAUUAUUUCCUGAGUGGGUUCAAAUAAUCCAAGACGAUAUCAGGUCAGCUCAAACGAAUCCUCGUCGGGCGCGUAAUCCCAGUGAUAUCUAUCAAACGGCUCAUCCUGAGCAAGCGAGAAGGCAAGUUGUGCCAGAGCACGCUUCGAGCCAGGAUGUAUUGUCCUCUGCGUUGCGAGAGACCGUUGGCAGUGCUUUCCAUGGCAAUAUCCCAGCCGCUGUUGAAGCGAAUCUAAGUUCGUCCUCUGCUACGAGCGCUUUCAGUGAGUUAUUGGAUUCGGCCAUACAACGCCGUCUUGACCAAGACAAUGAUUACGAUCCAUCUCGUUAUCCUAACAUAAAUCGCCGGUAUUCAAGGAAAUAG
This is a messenger RNA of Haemonchus placei, 447 nucleotides long. Lineage: Eukaryota; Metazoa; Nematoda; Chromadorea; Rhabditida; Trichostrongylidae. The record is from the annotation of a GenBank genome assembly.